Molecule: messenger RNA, 1752 nt
Organism: Malus domestica (apple)
Lineage: Eukaryota; Viridiplantae; Streptophyta; Magnoliopsida; Rosales; Rosaceae
Source: RefSeq, a predicted model, not a curated record
AGAGUACGGACUUAAGCUCCAGUUUGUGGAGGAGGAAAAAGGAUAGGCGCGCCACCAUUAGCAGCACAGACGGACAGAGAGAGAUAGAAAAUGAACCUCGUCCAAAGGGCAUCUCCAAGCCUCCCCAAGCUUUUCGGACUUGCCAAGAGGCCCUUCAAGUCCUUGAGAUUCCCAGGGGAGCCCCUCGACUCUUCAUCUUCUCUCCCCCCUCUCUCCUACGGAAUCCACGUCUUCCAUUGCCCCGAUGCAGUUGGGAUUGUGGCCAAGCUAUCGGAUUGCAUUGCUUCUAAAGGCGGAAACAUUCUCGGCGCCAGCGUCUUCGUGCCCGAAAACAAGCACGUUUUUUAUUCCAGAAGCGAAUUUAUUUUCGAUCCUCUUAAAUGGCCAAGAAAGGAAAUGGAUGAGGAUUUCCAUAAGCUGUCGUUAACAUACUCUGCAAUCAGAUCUGUUGUCCGGGUUCCAAAUCUCGACCCCAAAUAUAAGAUUGGUGUCCUUGUCUCAAAGCAGGAUCAUUGCCUGGUAGAUUUAUUACAUCAGUGGCAGGAAGGCAGGCUUCCAGUAGAUAUAACUUGUGUAAUAAGUAAUCAUCAUAGAGGUCCAAACACCCAUGUGCAUCGUUUUCUAGAAAGACACGGUAUACCUUAUCAUUAUCUAAAUACAACCAAGGAUGACAAAGGAGAAGGGGAGAUACUGGAGUUGGUUCAAAACACUGAUUUUUUAGUUCUUGCCAGGUACAUGCAGAUAUUAUCCGGUGAUUUUUUAAAGAGCUAUGGAAAGGAUAUAAUUAACAUUCAUCAUGGCCUUUUGCCAUCAUUCAAAGGUGGAAAACCAUCUAAACAGGCUUUUGAUGCAGGGGUGAAGCUUAUUGGUGCAACAACUCAUUUUGUGACGCAAGAACUUGAUGCCGGGCCUAUUAUUGAACAGAUGGUAAAUACGAAGUUCUUUACUGCUGCUAUGAAAUUUACCCUUGUUUAGGCUUUGAAAUUCUUGUGCUGUAUUUUUGGUUUUGUGUCUCUGACAGUAUAAGAUGAUUUUUGGCAUUGAUUGCUGAUUAUUCUCGUGUUUGUUGUUGUUUGAUAGUAUUACGCAUUUACUUUGAUCCAUAGAAAGCUUUGGUCUUUUCUAGGCAAGUUGAGAUGAAAAUAUGACCAGAUCAAACAGCUGAACCAAGUUACUUAUAAUGUAGAUCAUAGUGGAAACAAUGACUUUGCUACCCACCCAUAACAUGGUUGGGUGGGAUAGUCCUAGUUAAACAUAAAUAUAUCUAAGUUCUAACUUAUUACAAAUCAUAAUGCUUUCAAGUGGCCUACUGUCAGAAUCUCACUACAAUAUGGGAACGAUAUGGUAAAUGUUCGUCUCUCAAUAAUCAGUGUUUUCGAAUGUUCGACUGCAUUUUGGAUCAAUAAUUCCAGAUAGAAUUCGCCAGGGUAGUAGGGACUUCUCAAAUUGAACUCACUGUGUUCAGGUACUGGAGACAAUUUGAAUUGAAAGACUGCGAAGCCAAAUUAUCUUGGAUAAAACCAUGUAUACUUCAGGUUUGGUGUGACAACUGUGUUUCUGUGCUGUGGGAAACGCUAGGUCCAGGGGCAGAACUAGAAUAAGGGGGCCGCUCUAAAUUUGAUUAAAGCUUGGGCGGUUCGUUUACUUAUUUCAAAAUUUGUACCAAGUUAUCAAAUAUUGUUCCAUAUGUUUAGAAUAAGAAAUUAAAAACCAGUGAAGGCAUGGCCAAUACAUAGGCCCGUCACUUUCUAG